This is a messenger RNA of Uloborus diversus, 6840 nucleotides long. Its product is annotated as tubulin alpha-2 chain-like. The transcript has 6 exons. The record is from RefSeq and is a predicted model, not a curated record. The coding region runs from base 161 to 1510 and encodes 449 amino acids. Gene Ontology annotation, cellular component: cytoplasm; microtubule. Gene Ontology annotation, molecular function: structural constituent of cytoskeleton; GTP binding. NCBI's taxonomy places the organism in Eukaryota, Metazoa, Arthropoda, Arachnida, Araneae, Uloboridae. Gene Ontology annotation, biological process: mitotic cell cycle; microtubule cytoskeleton organization.
AACAGAUCUGACGUGAAACUUCUGAUUAAUUUUAGGCGUGUUUUUUAUCAGUAUCUCUUGAUAAAAAAGGGGGGAAGCAAUAAUUUAGUUGCUUAGUUAAACGUAAGUUACAUAAAAUCAGGCCUGUUGUUCAAAUUUUAAAUUAAAAGAAUACUACAAUAUGAGGGAAGUUAUUAAUAUCCAUGUUGGUCAAGCUGGUGUGCAGAUGGGCAAUGCCUGUUGGGAACUCUACUGUUUGGAGCAUGGCAUUCAAGUUGAUGGGAAAAUGCCUGAGGAUCCCUCUUAUGGGGCUAUUGAAGAAUCCUUUUCUACCUUUUUCAAUGAAACAGGAGCUGGAAGAUAUGUACCCAGAGCUGUUUUUGUUGACUUGGAGCCUACUGUUCUUGAUGAAGUUCGUACUGGAAUUUACCGCCAACUGUAUCAUCCAGAACAAUUAAUAUCCGGCAAAGAAGAUGCUGCAAAUAAUUAUGCACGAGGACACUAUACUAUUGGCAAGGAAAUUAUUGAUUUGGUUUUAGACCGCAUCCGCAGACUAGCUGAUCAGUGCAGUGGGCUGCAAGGAUUUCUCAUUUUCCACAGCUUUGGUGGUGGAACAGGAUCUGGUUUUACAUCUUUAUUGAUGGAGAGAUUGUCUGUUGAUUAUGGAAAGAAGGCCAAAUUAGAAUUCUCUGUUUAUCCUGCUCCACAGGUUUCUACAGCUGUUGUAGAACCCUACAAUUCUAUACUAACUACUCAUACUACUUUGGAACACUCUGACUGUUCUUUUAUGGUAGAUAAUGAAGCCAUUUAUGAAAUCUGUCACAGAAACCUUGACAUUGAACGACCAUCGUAUACUAAUUUGAAUCGAUUAAUAAGUCAGAUAGUUUCAUCUAUUACUGCUUCCCUGCGCUUUGAUGGUGCUCUAAAUGUGGACCUUACUGAAUUUCAAACUAAUUUAGUCCCUUAUCCAAGAAUUCAUUUUCCAUUGGUGACCUAUGCACCAGUGAUUUCUGCUCAAAAGGCUUAUCAUGAACAAUUUACUGUUUCUGAGAUUACAAGUGCCUGCUUUGAAGCUAAUAAUCAGUUGGUUAAGUGUGAUCCACAUCAAGGGAAGUACAUGGCCUGCUGCAUGCUGUACAGAGGAGAUGUUGUUCCCAAGGACGUCAAUGCUGCCAUUGCUGCUAUUAAAAGCAGGCGCAACAUUCAAUUUGUUGACUGGUGCCCUACUGGAUUCAAGGUUGGCAUCAACUAUCAACCGCCUACUGUUGUACCUGGUGGUGAUCUUGCUAAAGUCCCCAGAGCGGUUUGUAUGCUCUCCAACACCACAGCUAUUGCUGAGGCAUGGUCCCGAUUGAAUCAUAAAUUUGAUCUGAUGUAUGCCAAAAGAGCUUUUGUGCACUGGUAUGUUGGUGAAGGUAUGGAGGAAGGUGAAUUUGCUGAAGCAAGAGAAGAUUUAGCGGCUUUAGAAAAAGAUUAUGAAGAGGUUGGCAUGGAUUCCCAAGAAGAUAUAAUUGAAGAUGAUGAGUUUUGAUGCAUAUAUAUAUUUUCAAAUCAAAAGUUAUUGUUAUAUAUUUCAUAGCUUAUAUUUUUAUAAAUAUAUAAAAUAAAAAAGUUAAAUAUAUGUAAUAAAAAUAUUGCCUGUAUUCAAAUGGAUGCAACACUGAUCAAACUGGGUUGUACAUUUUUCAUAGGGAUUGUCAGGCACUUGCUCUGGAAUACUUGAAAAGUUAACGAUGAAUGCCAAAUGCUAAUUGAGCACACUCCAGAUUUUGCCAUUUAAGUAAUGAAAUGUUAAAAGGAAACGCACUGUUCCUCAUCCCAUGCCAGCAUUGCUACUGAAACAGAGGUAUCCAGUAAUUUGUCUCGAGAAGCCUGUAACCUUUUUAUUUUGUGGAAGUAAAAAAUAUUUUUUCAAAAUUUACUUUCUUUUGGGCGGGGGGGAUAUUUAACUUAAAAUCAGAAUAUAAAGAAAGCAUUAAUUUUUGCAUUGAGAUAAGUAUUUAAAAAUGUUAUAAAAAAGCUAAACAUUUGGGAGAAUUUUCAAAAGUGAUUCUGUAGAGAAGGUUUUAUUUUUGCAUUCAAAAAUUGUAUAAAAGACCCAGAUCCAAAACUGCCUAGCUUGCAUAAAAUCUUUCAUGUACACACUAGUAGACAAAUAAAACAUAAUAAAAACUUAAAGUUGCAUAUAGUACUUGGAUUACUAGUACAGUCAAACCUGUGUAAGUUGACCACUUGCUGUGCGCUACUUUAGUGGUCAGCUAAAACAGGUGGUCAACUUACAGAGAUUGAAUUAUAUGAUAUAGAUCUAAUUCUGUGCCUGAAAAUAGCUGUCAACUUAGACAGGUGGUCAACUUUACAGGUUUUACUGUAGUUACAGUGCUCGCCAAAUUAUUAGGCUAAGACUUUUAAAAGCAAAUUCUUUAUUGAUUACAUAACUAUAGACACAUUGACGAACAGUGAAAUAAUUAUCUAAUAUUUAGUAUGCAUUCCCUUGUUCUUGAUGAGCAUUUUAAGUCUUUUUGGCAUACUUUUCACAAGGUUUACACCAUUUCUUAACUUUUUAAAAAAGGAGAUAAAAAAUUGUUUAUACUCACUAUUAUAUAUACUCGUAAUCAUACUCACUAAUUACCUAAAACGAACUUUAAAUAUAACAGAACACACUAAUAAAAAGAACUAGUGAACUGUUUAAGCUGAUUGAGAUUACGUUCCUGGUAAGUAGAUAAACAAAGAACAUAAACAAAGCAGACAGUGCUGCUACCUGCAAACAUUAAAUUAUGCUAACAUAACACGUGAUAAUCAGUGUACAGUAUGUACUGUACUUUAACAGUAAAAUAAAUAGUAUUUUAGUACAAAUAGUGAACAAAAAAAAACUCUUUAGUCUAAUACAGGGUUCGUACUCUCCUUCAAAACUCCUCCAAUACUCCUUCAUUUAGGAAUUUUUUUUGAAGGGCCCUUCAAACUCCUUCAUUUUGGUUUUAACUCCUUCAAAGCUCCUUUUUUAGUUCAAGACUACAUAAUCUCCCUCUAUGACAGUAACUUAAAAUACUUUGAUCGACAACUUAGUCCCAAGGGAGAUGGUAUAAGGGCGGUUUUAAUGUAGUAAUUUCAUUUUUUUUCUUAAAAUGUGAUUUACAAUUUGAUCAUAGUUAAGUCACAAAAUUUGAAGGUGAACAUAUUAUUAGAUGACUGAGACAUUUCAUAAGUGAAGUAAAACAUGCUUUAAUUGUGCUUGGCUAUUUUUGCAAGUUUUAUGAUUAUUGUUUUCCCCUCCACCUCAGCAGCAAAAGUCAGAUUGUCUAAUUAUCCUCAUAAAUAUAAUAGCCAAUGAUCCAGUAACGCUGAUGUGACGUCAUCAACAAUGAAACUCGCACCACGUUAUGAUAAUUUGAUAAUAUGUUUUGGUAAUGUUUAAAAUGCAGGGAAAUGCUUUAUUUUGAUAUGGCUGAACUGUUUUACUGGUAAGACUCAUUUUAGAGGAAUGAAGAAACGUAAAAAUGAUCAACAAAAAACGCUAUCUACUGGAGUUUAGGGUUAAUCCACUGGAUGUAGGGUUAAAAUGUCAACUAUCAAAAUAUCACCAAAUAAGCAAUGGCUUCGUUCAAAUGUAGAAGAAAUUUCCAUCCGUCAUACCUUGACGGGCAAGUUAUUUAAAUAUUUAAAAAUACGUAAAUAUUUUAUUAUCAUACAGGCACAUCGUAACAAAAUGUUUAUAAAAAAUAUGACAUGUGACAAGAGGAGGAGUUAGGUGAAGUGUGACACUUCAUGAUAAAGGGGGAAAGGGGUCAAAUAUGUUGAAAAAAAGUGCAACAUCAUUUAAUGAGAGCCCAUUAGUACUCCUUCAAAAUCUCAUUUUACUCCUUCAAAACUCCUCCAUAACUCCUUCAUUUUAUUUCUGAAAUUGAGUACGAACCCUGCUAAUAAUUUGACCAGUACUGUAGAAGAACAGAAGGGGAGGAAGGGUAAACAACUCUCCAAACAUAAAUUCUUAAUGUGUAAGUACUAUGAUUUGAACAAAUGUUAUAUUAAAAUAUUUUGGCAAAGUUUUUCUAUAGAGCAAUGGAAAUGGCAAGACUCUGUGAUAUGCUCAAUACUCAUUGUGCCAAAAUUUAAAAAAAUGAAAGGUUUUUUAGUGCCUUACUUUGAUAUGGACCUCAAGUAUGUUAAUGUAAUGUUCAUAUUAAAAUAAAACCUGUAAAAUAUAAUUGGCUGGCUCAAGAUAAAAACUGUGAUAUUUAAAGAAUUAUUUCUUGCAUUAUAGAUUAAGUAUGACUUAAAGGGGCAAUGAUUUUUUUCGUCAUUUGUCGUUGUUAUUGUACUUUUACAUAUGCUUUGAAAAUUAAUACUUGUGAUUUCUAAGUAUUGUGAUACUGAUUAAGAAGAAGUUGAAUCUUGAUGUUACAAAGUAAAAGGUAGAUAAAAACAAUCUUCCAUUUAGUUUUUCUGUUGAGGAAAAUGAUGAAAAUAACAUUGGGAGUGCUUUUAGUUUAAAUACAUGCUUCAAAUUUCUUUAUCAUGUCCCGAUUGUGAGUUCUUGGAAAGAUCAAGGCCAUAGUUGGUUCUUGCGACAGACUCCAUUACUUGUCACAAAUUAUUUUAUGCUCUUGCUGUUUUCAUAAUCUACAUUUUGAAAUCAGAAAAGAAAUACAAUGCAAGUAUAUAUAGAGGCGUCCCAAGAUAGAAGAUGAUUGUGACCUCCCAAACAAUUUCUUUCCUUGGCAAAUUUCGCAUGAAGAUUCAGAAACCUUGAAUACAGCUUUGCAGUUUUCUUUUUUGACAUGUUGUCUAGCUUUCUCUUUUCAGUAGACGUAGAUAUGUGUGCAUUCUUUUAUUUUAUCAUUUGGAAAAAUUCAGAGUUUCCUUUGGUAAGUUUAGAAUAGGCCCAGAUCUAUAAAUUUUGGGCCCACCUACAGCAAAAUCUGUCGGGCCCCUUCCCAAAGGCCAGCAGUGUAUAAUUACAACGUUGAUAAAUCUUAGUUUCAGUUUUUUUCAAUUUCUUCAACUUUUUCAAGUCCUCAAAUACCCAAUUAGACAUACAGGGUGUUCCAUUUUAACCUGCAAAACAUUUAGUUUCACAACCGUUAGUCCUAGAUAUAUACUUCCAAUUGUAAAAACGUUUAAAAUCAGACACAGAGUUAAUAUAUAUUGAAAUUUAGAAGCAAAAAUAAAAAUGAGUCAAAAAAUACAACAUUUAACUUUUUACACCGGCCCUAGGUCCCCUAACUAAUGUUUAGAGAAAUAAUCUCCACUAAAAACUAUUACAGGCACAAAAAAUUUAACAUUUAUGCUACCAAAACUCAAGGAGAUAUUCCAGUUCAAAGUUUUAAGGGACCAUACAGACAAUUUGAUUGGAACUAAUCGCUUUUUCAGAAGAAUGACGGGUUGUCAAAGUAAGAAAAUCAAGGUAUUCAUAUUUUUCAUUGCUAUUCAAAAAUAAAUGCAUUUGUUAUGCCGUGAUAUGCAAAAACACUAUACAAAGCCUCAAACAAUUGAAAAACCACACUCUAUGCACACAUAUAAUUUUAGACACUGUUAACCAUUAUAUUUUCCCCCAAAAGUCUUAUUGACGGCGAGUAAAACGUGGUGUAAGUCACAAAACACUGCGUUUCAUAUCUCGGUGAAUAUUGCUCGUACUAAUUUCAAACUUUUUGUGUUGGAAUUAUUUUUCAAUGGAGAUUGUUUCCCUUAAUAUAAGUUAGGGGACCUGGGGCCCGUAUAAAAAGUUUAAUUUUGUAUUUUUUGACUUUUUAUUUUCUCUUCAAACUUUCGAUAUCUUAACUCUGCAUCUGAUUUUAAACAUUUUUGCAGUUGGAAGUAUACAUUUAGGACUAACGGUUGCGAAAAUAAAGGUCUUGCAGGUUAAAAUGGAACACCCUGUAUAAAGAGGGCUGAAAAUUAUACUGAACUCAUAAUUUUAAAUAUCCAAAUGAUAUAAUCACAUAAUAAAGAAAAACAAACAAGUAUUAUAGAAGCAAAUGCAAUCAGAUGUCGAAAUGUGUAAAAAUUUGGGGCUAACACAUAAAAGCAUAGGAAAUGGCUGAGAUGCGUAAAUUUUGCUACUAAUCUCUACAGUUUCCAUGAUUUUUCAGCAUUUUGUUCUAAAAACCAUGACUUUCCAUGACCAUUUUUGAUCAUAGUUGAAAUCCAUGACUUUCCAAGUGUGUGGUUCCCUGAUUAAUAGUACAUAAUCAAUAAAUAAGCAGCCAUUUUAAAGUAAUAGGUUUUCAAAAAAAAAAAAAAAAUACUAAUUUAAACCACAUCAUUAUAUUAAAAUAAGAAAAGUAGAAAAUGCACAAAAUUUGAAGAUUUUGUUGGGUGCUCUCAUUCAUUUGCUCAAUUCUUUUACAUGAAAAAUGCUGUUCCUUGUGACCUAGAAAUAAAAGAAUCCCUUCCUUUACAAAUUUAAUGCUUUAUUUACAUUGUUCUUAUCAUUUUAAUGUACCUUUCUUCAAAGCAAACCCAGAAACAUGUUUAAUUCAUAUUCCACCUCCAGUAUUUUGACUACAAAAAGGGUACUUCCUAUAUUUUUUUGGGAGGAACUAUAUUAACAGAUCAUGGUUUUGAGCAUAUAAAACAUCACUAGAAUGAUGGUUAAUGUUUGCGAAAAACAUAUUUUGUAAAUUAAAAGUUCUUUAGCAUGCUUUCUGUGAUACAGAGGUUGACUGUAACUAAAGAAACUAUUUUUAAAUUUUUGACCGAUUUGUUUUCAUGUCAAAAGAAAAGCCCUUUAAUAUUUGCUUUCCAGAAAUGAUAUUUAUUUUUCUGUCUUUCUAUAAUGUAUUUUACACUUGGUAUUGAUAACUUCCUUUAAUUAAAGUACUACAUUUUAUUCAUAUGUAACAAUAUUUUUUUUCAAUAAAAUGU